UGACGAUUACAACAGCUUUUGAUACAAAUCAAUGACAAAAAGACACAUGAAAUUAAGUUUGACGCGUAUUAGAUAUACUGAACCGAGGUAAACCUAGAAAGAACUUGGGAACUACUUCCGCUUCUUGCGCAUGAAUAUACCAAAAGAAAGUGUGUUGUGCGAACCCAAAUAUUGUCCUCAGCCAGAGAGACACAGUUGUGGAAACUACGCGAUCACGACUCAGGAGACCUGAGAGGUCUCUGGGCUGCUCUGCACCAAGAUGUCGUCUGAUGACGUGGCUAAGAGCGUUGGGAGAAAGCUGAAAUACUACAUGCAGAUCAAACGCAGGGAAGAUGGUUUUGACCUUUCAGGAGCUUACCUUCCGCAACAAGACUACCCACCCCUCAAGCCGAGACCACUGAUGUUGUACCAUGAUGAGAGGAUGCACGACCGCAGUCUCAAGCACUACUUCCACAGCCCCAAUGUCAAGACUAAGAUCCAGAAGCUGGGUCCACCUAAGACUCCCUACAAUCAGAGAGAGGGCAAAGUCAGGAGACGGAUAGACAGGGUGGUUACCAAGACUCAGUUUGUGGAGCCGCUGAUUCAGGAUUUCAAUGCACCCCACUCCCCAAGGGGCAGGCGCCGCUCACCCAGUAGAAGAGCAAGGCUUCGUCCUGCAAAGAAGGUGCUGAGGCGGUCACCACCACCAACCAUCACCAAGGGAGAGGCCCAGAGACUGGUCUCCAUGGCAACCAAGUUACUUGUGGCAACAGAAACUGUGGAUUUAGAUUCUUUACCUGGGUACCACCGAGGUCCCACUGCCUCAUACCCUGAGGUCACAGGUGGAAGACUUCCAACCCUGGCAGGACGAGUUCCUCAGAGACCACAGAGUGCUCCAGCCAAGGAACAAAAGAAGCGGAGAGUGAGAUACACGUGGGACAUCAACGGGCGCAGAGUCCCUGUAGAACCGUACAUGCACGUGGAACCAGGCAGUGAUGAGGACCCAGACAGGGAGCCUACUCCUCCUGAGUAUAACGGCAUGAACAUUGCUGUGUCCAAUGGCUCCACUAGACACAUACCUGAGUGGUUACAACUACAAAUGUCCAAGUUGGACAUGGAGGGGAGAGAUCCUCAGCAUCAGGUCCGACCCAAGUCAGCCAAGUGGAGGCGCGGCAGGCGGACCACCUCCCCUCGCAGCCAGCGCCCGUACUCUGCCCACCCCACGGCCUACUACCCGCCUGUUCCCCCUGAGAUGUACCUGGACCUCCCGCCUAACUCCCCCCCUGCAGGGAUGCCUCCGUACGCCUGGUCGCCCGAGUCUAUGGACAUGGCAACUCAGACCAUGGAGGAGAUUGGGACUCAAACAGACCUGGAGGACAGUGGGAUGUCCACUCUGCAUAGUGGAAAGGUAUCCUCCAAACCGUCUGUGACAGAAGAGGUAGCCUAUGAAGUGUCUGUCCACACUGCUGACCGCCCAGCAGCCAGUCUGAACCCAGAGGCUGCAGUGUUCGUCCAGCUGCACGGGAAGAAGGGAGGGACAGAGGAGGUGAUCCUACAGGAGUCCAAGACUCACAGAAUGGCCUUCCAGAAGGGACAGAUCGACAGGUUUGAUAUUCAGACGACUGAUGUGGGAAGACUGCUGUCUAUCACUGUAGGCCACAGGCACACAGACACAGAUUGUGCUUGGUACCUGGAUAAGGUUGUAGUGAAGAGACUUGGGGAGACAGCUGUGACAUACGAGUUUCUCUGCAAGUGUCAGCUGUCUGCUGAAGAUAACAAGGCUGUGAUGGAGCUUCCACUCAACUGGUGCUCGACUGAACUAGAUGACUCAGACAAGACAUUGUCAAGCUCAAGUUCUGAGAGCGACUUCUCAGAGGAAUCAGAAACAGAGUCAGAGCUGGGAUCCAAAGGGUCUCAUAGGUCAGGCUCACAGAAGUCCAGAUCUCAUGGGUCAGGAUCUGAAAGAUCUGGAUCUCACAAGUCAGGAUCUAAACAAUCCGGAUCUCAUAAGUCUGGCUCAGAGAGGUCUGAAUCUGAAGCAGAAUCAAGGAAGUCAGAAGCAGAAUCUGGCAAAAGUGAGCAAUCUAGAAGAAGUGAAGGGUCAAGAAAAAGUGUGGGAUCACGGAAAAGUAAAGAAUCUGCAAGAAGUAAUGUUUCAAGAAAAAGUGAGCAGUCCAGAUCAAGUGCAGGGUCUAGGAAAAAUAAAGAGCCAGAGAAGACUGUAGAGAGAACACCUUCCCCUGACUUGGAGAGCAAAAGGAAACGUAGACACAGAAGACCAGAAUCUCGUUCAUCGCUUUCUGGGCAUGAUGAUGAGAAGAUGGAUUCAGACAAGGAAGUCGAGGCUGAGAGAGAGACUUUCGUUCGUCCAAAAACUGCAAGAGGCAGGAAGGUUCCCAAACACUCAGAUUCUGACUCUGAGCGGAGACCUUCCAGUGAAACUAAGGGGCUGACCCAGGUACUUAUUGUGCAUCCAGAGGAAGAGGAAGCAAAAUCUGAUGUGGAAUAUUCUGCCACAGACAAUGACUCUGUAGCCGUAACUGACCGCAGUGAAAAGAUGAGCUAUGUGGAACCAAGUUCAGACAGCAGUCUCUCGGAUGUUGAGAAUGAACCAUACUACCAGAAAGAUCUCCCAUCAGAUAGAGAUACUAAUGAGGAACAGGAAGAGGGAACACCACGGAGGCUGGUGAAUUACAGUGACACGGCAGGAGAAGGGGAGGGCAGUGGCAGUGAGGAGGAGGAAGACGCAAAGGCACAGGACAGUGACAGCAGUGACUCUCAGUCAGUCCAUAGCGCAAGGCUAGUGUCAGCAGUGGAAGUAGAAAAAACUCAGGUGGAAAUGAGGCACGUGGUACAGGAGCCGGUAGCCAUGGCCCAUGGCCCACCUCCAAGGAAGGUAAUACUGAAACAAGUACCAACCGCAAACCUGGUAACUACUGUGGCUGAGGUCCAUGUACCUACGCCAUAUGAAACAGGUGUGGCUCUGGAUGAGCCUGAAAGAGAAGAGUCUUUACCAAGUGAGGUUGAGAGGACGGAGACUGUUACAAGUGAGCCUGAGGGGACAGAGACUGCUCCAAGUGAAAGUGCGAGGACUGAAACUGUACAGGAAGAAGCUGGAGACCUGAACGAAAUCACACCACCCACCUCCCCGACCAUUGAGGAGUCUGAGGGAAGUCUCAGUCCACGUAGAUUGAGUGAUGUUGGUGAGACCAGUGGCGAGACUCCUGUGCCGAGGAGUGAUGAGACGUCACAGAAAGAGGAGGAAGAGAGGGGACAGGGGAGUGGGGAAAGUGAAGUUGAAGGGGAAGACAGCACAAAAGCUGAUGAUGAGGGGCUGGAAGGGAAAGAUGCAGAUCAACAGUCAGAGCAGAAAGAAGCUGAUGACAAUAUUGAAGUAAAGGCUAGUGAUGAUGGUAAAGAAGGUGAAAAUGUAGAAGAUACUGUGGAAAAUGAAAAGGAUGACAAAGAGAAAACAGAUGGAGGAGAACAAGAAAUGGAGGACUCUGGGAAGGGAGAUGAUGAGAAGAAAGAAGAAACUCCUGAAGAAGCCGGUAGUGUCUUCAUGGAAGGUUUUAAGGCGGGCCUUGAAGCAGUGAGAAAGUCAAGUAUGUCAACAGCGAGCCCCUCAGCAAGCCUCGCAUCACUACAGGCAGAGGAGGCCCAUCCCAAAAAGGGUCCAACAAUCCACCAAGCAGCCAAGAUAGGGGACUUGGACAGACUGAAGGAGCUUGCCACAUAUUCAGAGGAACUUAUGAGCCAAAUGGAUGAACGAGGCUGGACCCCCCUCCAUGUUGCUUGCGCAAAUGGCAGAUUGGAGGUUGUGAAGCACUUGUCUGUGAAGACGGCCAACCUGUACAAGGAGACGCCUACUGGGUACACGCCGAUGCACAUUGCUGCCAUGAACGGCCAUGUCAACUGUAUGAUGGUCCUGCAUGCCAUGGGAUGUCCCAUCAACUCCCGCAGUGCAGACAGCCAGACCCCGCUGCACCUGGCUGCCAUGAACGGACACCCUGAGUGCUGCAAGUGGCUGCUGGCCAACCGUGCAUCGCUGGACGCCAAGGAUGCCAUGGAGCGGUCGGCGCUCGAGCUGGCAGAAGAGUACAGACAUGACGCUGUGGCUGAGCUGCUGAGAACGUGCAGGAAGGAGCUGGAGAGGAAAGACAGCUCCCUCAGUCUGCUCAGGACAUCGGGGACAUCUAAAGAUGCUGAUGUUGGCCCACCGGUGGAGGAGAGUGAAGAAACAGAGACAUGGCAUGAUGAUAAAGAAGAUAGGAAACGCUCCUAUCAAGAACAGCAGGAGAAGAUGGCAACAACCAACACCAGCUUCCUGGAUGCUAUCAGAUCAGAAUUUGAAUAAUAAAGAUUAUUCUACAAUAUAGAUGUGCCACUCAAAUAAUGUAGAUGUGCCAUAUCAGAGGAACAAACUGUAACAAAAUGGUUCUGAGUCAUUGAAUUAAUAGGAUAACAAAAUAUCUCCUUCAAAGAAGUAGCAAUGCAUAAGAUCUGUAUUGUAGAACUGUACAUGGAAAUCAUGUAGAGCUUUGUAAUGUCACAUGUCAGUUGGUCAACUUUGGUCUGACUUUUUUACAGAAAAUUUAUGUCUUGUUUGUAAAUAACUGCAAUACUGCAGGAUUGAUCGCUGCAUCGACAGCCUUGUGAUGGGAUUAUCUAAUACGUUUGUCAAGUGGAACUUAAGAAUAUUUUUUUAGUAUCUACUGCUUAAAAAGAUCAGGAAAGUCGUUUGAGGCUGAAGAAAUUAAGUAUGUGUGCAGCAAUAUAGAUUGUACAUUUUGUACUUCAACAUUACCUUAUGACCAAAAGUGGACAAUGGGCCUACUACUAGUACGUUGUUUCUGUCCAUAGGCCUGGUAAAAGCUGAAUGAAUUCAUAGAAAUUGUCAACUAAGAAAAUAGUGAAAAUUAUUGUGAUGAGAUGUGGGGUAAGACUGCAAUACUUGAAGUAUGAUGUCUCUGCAAUAUCAGUGGGAAUAUGAAACUGAAGUGGUUGCUUAUUAUUAUGGAGAUUAAGUUUUUGUCUGUAUGAUGUCUUCACCUUUCGAUAUGAAAUUAUGAUGUUUAGUUUCCUUGUGUAUGUAUAUACCAUUUUUGUGGAACACUGUAGCUUAAUGGUCAGAGGAAGUAUAACUAGUUUACACCUCAGUCAGAUACAUUGUAAUGAUGACAUCUCUUGUGAUCACGUAGUCUAUUUGCUUCAUUGUACAGUUUCUGUUUGGAGGCAGAGCAGAACUUAGCAGGGUGGUGCAACCGUAAUAUACAAUAAUAUCACAAUAGGAAUUAAUUGCAAAGUUGUUGAUCACAUCAAGUACUAUGUAGUGAGCCUAGUUGCUGCUAUGUAUCGCAAGUACUAUUAGAACAGUGAAACAGAAUAGGUGCCUGGUGCCAACUUUCAUGGAAGUAGCAGUUGUGGCAGUAACAUUGUUACAGUGACUGUCUACAUUUCAAUAGAUGUGCAGUUUUUUUUCAA
Messenger RNA from Branchiostoma floridae (Florida lancelet), 5463 nucleotides. RefSeq lists its product as uncharacterized. Lineage: Eukaryota; Metazoa; Chordata; Leptocardii; Amphioxiformes; Branchiostomatidae. The record is from RefSeq and is a predicted model, not a curated record. Gene Ontology annotation, molecular function: protein binding.